AUGGCAGAGUUUGUAAAGCUUUCUAUUUUCGGUACAGUUUUUGAAGUCACCACCAGAUAUGUGGACUUGCAACCUGUUGGUAUGGGUGCUUUCGGUCUUGUCUGUUCGUCCAAGGAUCAAUUAACAGGCAUGAAUGUCGCUAUUAAAAAGAUUAUGAAACCUUUUUCAGCACCCGUCUUGGCAAAGCGUACUUAUCGUGAAUUAAAGUUAUUAAAAGCUCUUCGUCAUGAAAACAUUAUCAGCUUGAGUGAUAUUUUCAUUUCACCUUUGGAAGAUAUUUACUUUGUCACAGAGUUAUUGGGUACAGAUCUUCACCGAUUAUUACAAUCACGUCCCUUGGAAAAGCAAUUCAUCCAAUACUUUUUAUACCAAAUCUUGAGAGGAUUAAAAUAUGUUCACUCCGCUGGUGUUAUUCAUCGUGAUCUUAAACCAAGCAACAUUUUGAUUAAUGAAAACUGUGACCUCAAGAUUUGUGAUUUCGGUCUUGCUCGUAUUCAGGAUCCUCAAAUGACAGGUUAUGUCUCCACCAGAUAUUAUCGUGCUCCCGAAAUCAUGUUGACCUGGCAAAAGUAUGAUGUUGCAGUGGAUAUCUGGAGUACUGGCUGUAUCUUUGCUGAAAUGCUUGAAGGAAAGCCAUUAUUCCCUGGCAAAGAUCACGUCCAUCAGUUCUCCAUCAUCACCGAGCUUCUUGGCACUCCCAACGACGAUUUAGUAUCCACCAUCUGCAGUGAGAAUACACUUCGUUUCGUAAAGAACUUGCCUCAACGUAGCCCUAUUCCCUUCUCUGAGAGAUUUGUUGGCCAAGACCCCCAAGCAAUCGAUUUAUUGGAAAAGAUGUUGACAUUUGAUCCUCGUAAACGUAUCAAUGCUGAAGAAGCCUUAGCACAUCCUUAUCUUGCACCAUAUCAUGAUCCUACUGACGAGCCUGUCGCACCCGAGAAGUUUGAUUGGUCAUUUAACGAAGCGGAUUUACCUAUUGACACAUGGAAGGUCAUGAUGUAUUCUGAAAUUUUGGAUUUUCACAAUGUUGAUAAUGUAGAUGGCUCACAAUUUUUGGGAACUCCAUUGACAGGUCCUACAAUGGAAAAUCCUGACGGAGGUUUCGUCACAAAUACCGAAACAGAAGAACCUAAUUUCCCUCCCCAAUAAAAAAAAGAAAUUUGUGCAUUACUCCGACUUUGACACAUAACCCUGCACUAUUUAUUUUUAAAAAAAAAACUCUUUCACACAUACAAAUAUGUUUCUCGCACGCUUUAAACCUUUGGCCUUUACUGCCUCCAGAUAUUACACAAGUGGCG
Molecule: messenger RNA, 1298 nt
Organism: Mucor mucedo
Lineage: Eukaryota; Fungi; Mucoromycota; Mucoromycetes; Mucorales; Mucoraceae
Product: mitogen-activated protein kinase HOG1
Exons: 8
Coding region: 1-1149 (382 amino acids)
Biological process (GO): protein phosphorylation; stress-activated MAPK cascade; cellular response to oxidative stress
Cellular component (GO): nucleus; cytoplasm
Molecular function (GO): ATP binding; MAP kinase activity
Source: RefSeq, a predicted model, not a curated record